Messenger RNA from Pyricularia grisea, 162 nucleotides. RefSeq lists its product as uncharacterized. The transcript has a single exon. The annotation marks the transcript as partial. NCBI's taxonomy places the organism in Eukaryota, Fungi, Ascomycota, Sordariomycetes, Magnaporthales, Pyriculariaceae. The record is from RefSeq and is a predicted model, not a curated record.
CAAAGCACAUCGCAACGUCAAGCAAGUCUUCAUAAUCCCCAUUACUUCCUGUCGCAAAUCGAUCAUCCGCCAAGGUAUCUUUCUGUCUGCGAAAGCCGCCCCGAAUGCUCAGACAAAGCGCCUGCUCUGAUCUCCAGCAGGUUGCAUUGCCUGACAUAUUAA